AUGUUCACUGAUUUACGAUAUUUAAAUUUUGGUCCAUCUUCAAUUUGGUGUCAACAAUUAUCAUUUGAUACUCAACUUUCAAGAAUGACCUCUUCAACUGUGUUAAAAUUACAUGUAUGUUUAUCAGACUUUGUCGAUUGUAUUUAUUUACUUGAUGGAUGUUUCAAUCAACUUCGUACACUUCAUGUUAAUAUUACUUACAUUAUGUCUUCAAAUUCAACAAUUAAUAAUAAGGUUGAUUAUUUUCAAUUAUUAUCUAAUUUAUUCAAUAAAAUUAAUAAUACUAUUUUUGUUUUUGAGGAAAAACUACCUAAUCUAAGAUUCUUUUCGCUGUGUAGUAAUUGAAAUACAGAUUAUUACGAGGAAUUAUUUGUACCACUUCUAAAUCGAAUGUUAAAUUUGCAAGAACUAAGUUUAUUUCUUUAAGUUAGAGGCAGAGAAAAAUUUGUUGAUGAUAAAGAUUUAAAGAGAAAUAUCAUCGAUCAUACAGCACGAUUAAAUAAAUUUAAAUUUACUAUUUGCUCAACUAGUCAACUUGAUAAUGAACUUGAUUUUCCAUCAAAUGAAAAUAUUCAAAAGACAUUCGGAGCAGAGAUGGGCAAGUCAGGUUUUUUUGUACCCAAGCCAAGUCAAGUUAAGUCAUUCGUAAAAAUUGAACUUAUGAAGUCAAGUCAUGAGUUUCGAAGCAGACAUUUUAAAGUUAAACCAAGUCAAGUCUUAUCUCAAGUGUGGGUGUGAGAUAAAAGAAUAUCUACACUCACACACCCACGCAAGCACCAUCUCCGUCCUUGCUUAUAUCGUUUUGCGUAUUUCUCUUUUAAUAUUUCGAUUCAAAAAGUGCAAAUCUAUCAUAUAGUAAAACAUGAACCUUGGAUUCAACCAUUUUGAAAUUAAAAAGCAUGUUGCCUGCACAACCGCUGCCCAAAGAGCUGCGACCCGUAAUUUUUUUGUGUAACUGGUAAAGACUAUCGUUUUUUUUUCUUCGCUUGAAAUAGAAACACAGUGAAGAGAAAAUAGUAUGAGAUGUAUCUCACUUUUAAAUAUCUCUUGAGUCCCUCGAGUUCCCACAUUUUUCUUGAAUUGCAAAUUUGUGGAUCGGGGGUGUCUCUCUUUUAGGAUGGAUCUGUGAGCGUGCAGGUGUGUAAAUGUGUGCGUGUGUCGAUACGUGGAUGAUUAUCGGUACAGAUUUAGUGAAGAGCAGUAAGUAGCCAUUAUCUUCACGCAGCCACACUGACAUCUUGAUGUUAUGAACACGAUUUUUUUGCUUUAAAAAGCUGUUUCCGUGAGUAAGAAAAUGCUCAAGUAUAAUCCAUAAACUUACUAAACCAUGUGAAACAUGAUAUGAACAGUUCAUAAGCGCACGGAAAGAUCAUCUUAGCAACUUACUCUCGGAUUCUGCACUAUUAAAGUGAAUCUCAAUCCUUCUGAAAUCAUCAAAGCGCUAAAAUUCAUUUGGUACAUCUAUAAUUGUGAGUGCAGCAAGGAGAAAUGUAUUGAAAUUUCUCUAUGCACAGCUCAUUAGUUUCUUAGAGUGAUACUUCAAGAAAUUCCCUCCUCAUCCGACAGGGCUCCCAAGAAGGAGCAAACUAAAUGACGCACAGACGAGUUUUCGACUUGAGCUGCGAGCGUUUUGAAUCGAUGGACGCAUGACUGAGACAGGGAAAAGACGAACAAGUGUAAA
This is a messenger RNA of Rotaria sp. Silwood1, 1681 nucleotides long. The record is from the annotation of a GenBank genome assembly. NCBI's taxonomy places the organism in Eukaryota, Metazoa, Rotifera, Eurotatoria, Philodinida, Philodinidae.